Messenger RNA from Harpegnathos saltator (Jerdon's jumping ant), 1107 nucleotides. RefSeq lists its product as uncharacterized. NCBI's taxonomy places the organism in Eukaryota, Metazoa, Arthropoda, Insecta, Hymenoptera, Formicidae. Bases 1 to 1107 code for a protein of 368 amino acids. The transcript has a single exon. The record is from RefSeq and is a predicted model, not a curated record.
AUGUUACUGGUGAGCGGCAGAGACCCUGAGACUACUUGCAUUAAGGCAUCCAUGUAUGUAGCAAGAGUGACCAGGCGGAUUGAACUCCUGGGUCUAGAUAUAGCGGAAACAGAGGCGGCCCUAUUAUGCGGAAAGGCGACGGACGGCUUAUGCGUCCACAUCAACGGAACGGAAGUACCGGUGACUAACGCUAUCAAGAGCCUUGGCGUUAUUCUUGACAGGGGUCUGACCUUCAAAAGGCACCUGUGUUACGUGGAAGAGAAAGCGGACCGAGUUCUGCGUGCACUGUGGCGCCUCCUUCCGAACUUAAAGGGGCCAGGGGAGGCAAAGCGAAGAUUAUACGUUAACAUAAUACAUUCGGUUAUGCUAUAUGCUGCACCCGUAUGGGCGGACCAAGUGGCCAUAUUCAAAACAUACCGGACUCCUCUCCUGAGAAUCCAGAGGCACAUGGCCCUCCGCGUUAUUUCUGGCUACAGGACGAUCUCCUACGAAGCGGCCCUACUUCUGGCCAGAAUCCCCCCGGUGCACUUCCUGGCGUCAAGGCACCGCAGGGCUUACCAGCGCUUACAAAUGGUGAGGGAAGCUGGUGAAGAUGGGAAUGAGACUAGACGCGAAAUCGGGCUGGCAGCUGAUCUCCUAAUGUUUAGGCAAUGGGAAGCCUCCCUUGAAGGAGAGGAUUUACCGGGGAGAAGGGUCAGGGAAGCGCUUCUCCCGGUCUUCUAUGAGUGGAUGCACAGGAAAACAGGGGGUCUCCACUACCACCUGACCCAGCUCAUGGCAGGGCACGGUUCAUUCGGGGAUUACUUGACAAGGAUUGGAAAGAGACCCAGCCCGGAUUGCCCACACUGCGGUGCGGGGGUUGACUCCGCGGACCACACGAUUGGGGAGUGCCCUGCAUGGGAUGUACCCAGGCGUGACAUGAUUCGGGAGAUAGGGGAGAAUCUGAGUUGGCCUGCUAUAGUGCGUGCCAUGGUACAAGGGGGGGAAAAGAAAUGGAAAGCGGUGUCCACUUUCGCCACAAAAGUACUUACGGCGAAAGAAGUUGCAGAGAGGGAAAAAGAGAAGAGAAAGAAAGAGGAGGAGGAGGAAUCUCUCAGGAGGAGCUGA